Molecule: messenger RNA, 1800 nt
Organism: Plodia interpunctella (Indianmeal moth)
Lineage: Eukaryota; Metazoa; Arthropoda; Insecta; Lepidoptera; Pyralidae
Exons: 3
Coding region: 1-1800 (599 amino acids)
Molecular function (GO): catalytic activity
Source: RefSeq, a predicted model, not a curated record
AUGAAGGCCGGUAAAUUGGACGAGCUAAAGUGUAUUCUACAAUCACUGCACGAAACUAUCCAAAUUAUAGUGAUCUCUGAGACCUGGAUAAAAUCCGAAGAGGAUGUGAAAACCGCGCAAAUACCCGAAUAUACUCACUAUUAUAAUCAUAGAUACGACUCAAAGGGUGGUGGAGUUUCCAUAUUCACUCAUAACACGCUGAAACACAGCCUCGUUGAAGAAAAAACUGUUGAUGAUAACCAUUACCUCUGGAUACACAUAGACAAAUUUUCAUUAGACAUAGGUGCAAUUUAUAAACCUGGUCGCACAAAUAGCAUAAGUUUUCUAGAAGAAUACACGUCGCAGUUAGAGAAGCAAAAACGAGCUGUUGUCUUCGGUGAUUUUAACUAUGACUUAUUAAGUCACGAAAAAUCUGCUGACUACAAAUAUGCUAUGGAAGAAAGUGGUUUCAACAUUCUCAACAAAAUUGAUCCAUUAUACAUUACUCGUGAAACGGACUCGACAAAAUCAAUAUUAGAUCACGUAUGUACAAACGUAAAUAACAACAAGUUUCACUUUGCAAUUAUAGAAUCAAACUUGUCAGACCACAAACAUAUAUAUUUGGAAAUUGAUAAACAUAUACCAGCGGCUAUUAAAUCAACCCAAUAUGAAGCAAUUAAUUAUGAUAAACUACUGGAAACAGUCAAAGGCGUGGAUUUUAACAAUACAGAUGCGGAAUAUACCAAAUUAGAAGAGAUCUUAACUUCGUGCGUAUCAAAAUGUAAAUUUACCAAAACUAAAAAGCUUAAUCCUCCGAGACAAGAUUGGAUUAACCAAAACAUUAUGGACAUGAUCAAUAAAAGAAAUGAACUAGGACUUAUGAAUAGAAAAUAUCCAAAAGACAAAUCAAUACAAGAAGCGUUGAUCAAAGAAAGAAAAGAAGUCACAAGUCAAAUUCAGAAAACAAAAGCAACCUACUAUCACAAUGCCCUCAAAAACUGUGUAAAUAAACCAGCGAAAAUGUGGACACUUAUUAACAGCCUAUAUCUAAAUAAAGUAAAAGAUUCCAACACGACCUCACCAAAUAAACUUGUAUCUGACAAUGGAAUCAUUACAGAUGAAAAAGAGAUGUGCGAGUUCUUCAACGACUAUUUUUCUACAAUAGGUGAAACUUUGGCUAAUGAAAUACCACAAAAAUACCACAAAGACAACAUCUUUAACGCUGCUAGCCGCCCUCCGAACCCAGACUUGCACGAUCUCUCGAAUUUUACACCUGCAUCAACUGAAGAAGUCGGAAAAAUUAUAGAUAAUUUAAAAAGUAACACUGCCUCGGGCAUAGAUGGCUUAACUAAAGUAACUGAGCAGAAGGAACUGUUAAAGUAUGUCGUAGCACUACAAGGAGUGUUACAGCCUCGUAGCCCCGAAGAAAUCGGCUCACAUCUAAUGACAACUAGUUACGUCCUUAAACUUGUCAAGUGUAUCAGAACGGUAGAGUGGGCAAGUGCAGGCAGUCCCCGUGACCUACAUCCGGCGACCCUCGCGCGGGAAGCUGCUAAUUUCCACCAGCGCCUGCCUACGUCACGGCGGUGCGGAGGGCAGGGGGGGCGAACCUCGACUCCUCGCUGGCUGCCUGUUCAGCUACCAGUCCACCGCCCCACUCCGAAGAGCUCGCACGCGUCACACGCUCAGCGCGGAUCAUCGACACGACGCCCCCCGGGACAAUCUACCAAUUUUUUUUAUGUGCCCCUCAAGCGGGCUGAGGCUCGGGUGGGGCGCGUUCCGCUGACACAGUGGCUCAGUCAGCCGCCGGUCGCCGAGUGA